Molecule: messenger RNA, 1953 nt
Organism: Caenorhabditis remanei
Lineage: Eukaryota; Metazoa; Nematoda; Chromadorea; Rhabditida; Rhabditidae
Exons: 16
Coding region: 1-1953 (650 amino acids)
Biological process (GO): response to oxidative stress
Molecular function (GO): heme binding; peroxidase activity
Source: RefSeq, a predicted model, not a curated record
AUGAAGUCUCUUCUUGCGACCGUGCUGCUGGUUUAUCUCUGUCAGUUGGCCCAAUCGGAAGAAUGUACGGAUGCGAAUGUGAACUGUGGAUUCUGGUCGCGUGCAGGAGAAUGUGAAAUUAAUCCGAGGUACAUGAAAACAUGUCAUAUUAAAAAGCAUAAAACAAUCCAUCGUCAACAAGAUACUCCAACUGUUCCAGCAACCAGAUCAUUUGAUGAUAAUGUUCAAGAUGACAGAUCAUUCCUUCCAUCAAGAUCUAUUCCAGAUGGAUGUCAAUCUGUAAUGACUGUUGAAGCGGAGACCCGUCAAAUCUUCUCCAGCGGCCAGCUCACCGCCCGUUUCCGUCAACAAAUGUGCGCAGAGCAACAGAUCGCUCCGGAUUGCUCCGUCAACCAGUGCUUCCAUAAGAAGUAUCGUUCAAUGGACGGAACUUGCAACAAUUUGCAGAACCCUAUCAAAGGAGCCGCGUUUACUGCUUUCAGUCGUCUCAUGCCAGCUGCCUAUGAUGAUGGUUUUAAUACUCUUGUUUCUGCUUCACAACGUAAUCGUCCAAACCCACGAGAGGUGUCAGUAUUCUUGUUGUCAUCUGAAAGGUCACUGCCUGGACAUGUUAAUUCGCUUCUCAUGCUUUUCGGACAGUUCGUUUCCCAUGACAUCACUUCGAAUGCCGCCCAAAACUUCUGUGGUUGUGGUAACUCCGGACCAAUGUGUGCCUCGAUCUUCGCUCCUCCGUCUGACAGAUCCCGCCGUUGCAUUCCAUUCACCCGAUCUUUCCCAGUCUGUGGAACCGGACAAUUCGGAAGAGUUCGUGAGCAAUUGAACAUGAACACAGCUGCAAUUGAUGCUAGUUUGAUUUACGGAUCAGAAGCUAUCACUGCUCGCAGUUUGAGAUUUGCUGCAAUGCUGAGAACAUCAAUGAUCGGAGGACGUAUGUUCCCACCAAACACCAACCCCGGAAGCUUGACUGCCGGAGAUGGAAGAGCUAUCCUCUUCGUCGGACUCGCUGCACUUCACACUUCUUUCCUCAGACUCCACAAUAACAUUGCUGCUCGUCUCCAAAACAUGAAUCGUCACUGGAACGCAGAUCGUAUCUUCCAAGAAUCUCGAAAGAUUGUCGGAGGAGUUGUUCAAUCAAUCACUUACCAAGAAUUCAUACCAGAGCUUAUUGGAGACGCAUCCAAGACUAUUUUGGGAGCAUACCAAGGAUACAACCCAAAUGUGGAGCUCGGAGUGUUGAAUGAGUUUGCCGCAGGAGCUUAUCGUCUUCAUGGAAUGAUUCAGGAGACAUAUCCUCUGGUCGAUUCACAAUUCAGAGAGUUCAACAGAUACAGAUUCAUUGAUGGAGUCAACAAUAUCAACCAUGUUCUCACAAACAUUGAUGCCAUCUACAGAGGAAUGAUGACCGUACCUGUACGCAGUCCUCAAAGAUUGACAACUUCGGUGACAGAACGUCUUUUUGGUGGAAGUGUCGACAUGGCAGCAGUUAAUAUUCAAAGAGGAAGAGAUCAUGGGUUGAGAUCCUACAACGAAUACCGCCGCUUCUGCAAUCUCCGUCCAAUCACCAGUUUUAAUGACUGGCCAGAAGUCACCGAUCAAAACGUCCGUCAGCGUAUCGCUCAACUCUACCGCACCCCAGACGAUGUCGACUUCUACGUCGGAGGAAUUCUGGAACAACCAAGUGCUGGUAGUGUUGUCGGAGCCACAUUUGCAUGUGUCAUUGGAAAACAAUUCGAGCGUCUUCGUGAUGGAGAUAGACACUAUUUCGAGGCUCCAGGAAUCUUCACAUCUGCUCAAGUGGCUGAGUUAAAACGUGCUACUUUCUCAUGGGUCCUCUGCCAGACUGGAGAUAACAUGCUCCGUGUCCCUCGUCGUGCCUUCGACAUUGAAAAUGGCUCACGUGCAGUUCCGUGCUCCUCUGUCACCGGAUUGAACCUCGAAGCAUGGAGAGAAUAA